Messenger RNA from Cyphomyrmex costatus, 1657 nucleotides. It is a transcript of the gene Spindly, whose product is annotated as spindle apparatus coiled-coil protein 1 spindly. The transcript has 6 exons. The coding region runs from base 113 to 1657 and encodes 514 amino acids. The record is from RefSeq and is a predicted model, not a curated record. NCBI's taxonomy places the organism in Eukaryota, Metazoa, Arthropoda, Insecta, Hymenoptera, Formicidae.
CGCAACGACACUAAUAACUGUCAGUAGGCGUAUAAAAGCAGUUACAGAGUAGCACUCCAGAAGAAACCAAGUGACAUCAAGGAACAAAAAGUAAUUUGGCAAAAGUUUCGAAAUGUCAGAAUUGUACGGCGAGAGUGUGAAUGGCACAAAGAUCGAGGAACAUCUAGAAGAAAGCAUAGUCAGUCAAGAUGAUUAUAAAAAGAUAAAGCAGGAGAAUGAGAAUUUUCGGCAGGAGUUGCAUGUUCUGCGACUCAAAUUGGAAACUUCUGACGCGUUUAUAAGAGAUCUUCAGGAUUCUGAAGAGAUUUUGGAAAAUAAUCUUAAAGAAUACGUACGACAAACAACCGUAUCAUCUGCUGAGGAAAAAGAAAAGUAUAAAGCUAAGCAACAAGAAUAUGAAAAUCAUAUUAUAAAUUUAGAAACAAAUCAAGCAUCAAGUGAAUUAAAAAUUAAAGAAUUACAGGAAGAGCUAAAAAAAUAUAAAGAUUUAGUAAAUAACCAACUACAUAAUACAAAGGCAGAUAAUUUAACAGUAUAUAAAGAGGAACUUAGGGAAGUACAUAUGCUGCUUAAAAAUGAAAAAAAGAAGUUUCUUGAAAAAGAAAAAAAUGAAAUGGCAUUAAUGGAUAAACUUGCACACACAGAGGUUCAAUGUAAAGAACUUCAACUUGACUUAAAAAAAACCACAAAGGACCUGGUGGAAAAAAAUAAAGAAUUGGAAAACGCACGGGAAACUGCUAAAGAAUUAGCCAUAAAACUUGAAGAACUGGAGUCAUCAAAUAUAAUUCCUGCUAGUGAUAUGUGCAAAGGGAAUUCCUUAUUUGCCGAAGUCGAAGAUCGUCGACAAAUGUUACUGGAUAAAAUGAAAGUACUUUCGACUAAAUACAACGAAGCAAAGCAAGCACUGGAUUUAAAAACAAGUGAAAUCAAGUUUCUGAGGGCAGAGAAAAUCGCCAUUUCCAAGAAAUGGGAAACUGAUAUAAUUGAUACAUUGCAAGAGAAUGCAGAUCUUUUGGAUAAGUAUAAGAAUAGAAUUUUUGAUCUUGAGAGUAAGUUGAAGGCUGAAAUGAGGAAAAAUGAUGAAGUGGAAGAAACACAAUCUACAAAUAACUUUAAUUACGCUCAAUUAUUAUUAACCGCUAAAAAGAAAGAGCUCAAGGAGUUGAAUGAAAGAAUUGAGAAGCAAACUAUGCAAAUGCUGAUGCAAGACGAAGUAAACAAUAACAUCUCAAGACAGCUUCGUUACUGGCAAUCUAAAGCAAAGUUUUUGGAAGCUCAAAACAGAGCUAUAAAAGAUCAACUGGAAAUGCAAGAUAAAUAUGGUAAUAAAAUACUUCUUGAAUCUAUUAAAAAUUGCACAUUUUCUGGUGAUGUAAAUUUUGAAAAGAUCUGUGGUGAUUCACUUACACCUCAUGAGUUUGUACCAGAGAAUAUUCUCAAAUCUGAACUUGUAGAGCAAGGAAAUUCAACAGAGGUGAUAGAGAAGCCAGUAGUCGACUCUGCAAACAAACAGAGAGAAAAUAGAAGAUUUGUAGAUUUUACUAGUGAUACUAAAAACUCUGAUUGUGAAAGUAAACCUUUGAAAAAAUAUGAAAAAACGAAAAAACGUGACUAUCCUGUUAUAAUUCAUACAAUAGAUAAUGAUAAUUUAAAUUAA